AUGCAGCUGAUAGGGGGUAUCCUAUUCCCAGAUGCAUUUGACUCUCGGGUGCAUAUAAGGUGGCUCCCCUACUGGAGGACCUUGACAAUUGUGGCUGGUUAUCGUGGGGCUCGGCUGUGUUGGCAUGGCUGUACUGCCAGAUGUGCUGUGCCAUGGAUCAUGGUCAGCGCAAUUUGGGUGGGUGCGUCAGCUUGCUGCUGUCCUGGGCCUAUCACCAUAUUUCGCUGCUACGGCCCGAUGGCUUUGAUACUCAUUGGUUUCCACUGGUUGAGAGGUAUUUGGGUUCAGUACCGGCCGGACAAUGCCAGAGGUGAGAGCAAGCUUAGGCAUUACAGGAGUACCCUGAACGUGAUUGAGAUGCUGAAUGUUGAGUGGACGCCGUAUGCUGACCCACAACUGAUUGGUCUAAUUUCACCAGCGAUAGCUGAGGUGGUGGCCUUGGUAGCAGUUUUCUGUUCACUGCUUUGCUUCGCUAUCAUCGAGUGGCAUCAGGUGGACCGGGUGGUACGUCAGUUCGGUGGCCUGCAGCACAUUCUGACCAGGCUACUGAACAUUGACGAGAUGCACAGGCUGUAUGGUUGGUUCAGGCGAGGUGAGGUGGUUCCCGCAGCUGCUUGGUGGCUCGCAUGA
Molecule: messenger RNA, 630 nt
Organism: Arachis duranensis
Lineage: Eukaryota; Viridiplantae; Streptophyta; Magnoliopsida; Fabales; Fabaceae
Product: protein MAIN-LIKE 1-like
Exons: 3
Coding region: 1-630 (209 amino acids)
Source: RefSeq, a predicted model, not a curated record